UAUCUUUCGUUAAUAAAGUCAUAGUUUAUAGUAUAUAUUUAUAUAAACGUUUGAUCAUCAAAGUAUCAGUAACUUCAACAGAGUACCAGGUGGGGGCUCCACUCAGCUCAGCACAUGGUUCCUGAAGCCUCCGUGCCCCGCCCCUGUGUGUGGGGUUCCCUGGAGGAGCCGGUGACUACCCCCUAACUCCCCCCUGCUGAGCCUGUUGUACUUCGACCAUUCAUGCCUCGGAGGGGGCGGAGUCAGCCGAGGAGAAGUGAAGACCAAACAAAAUGAGUGUCCCGGACUGAAGCCGCUGUAUUUCCGCCCUGGACCCGGUGUCGCCCUCAGGGUCUUCACUUCACUCACACACUCCACAGCAGCGGAGUUUUGAUGGGAUGAACUGACAGCCGCUCCUCACACUCUGAACCCGAGCAGCGGAGCAUGGAUAGAAACUUUUGGCCAGCGGCGGCGGCGGCGGCGGCGGCAGCCCUGUCAGUGCUCCUGUUGACCACGGUGGCUCCUUCCUCCGGAGCCGAUAGUUUCCUGGAGCCCUAUGACCUCCUGUACAACAGCGGCGUUCAGGCGUUUUACAGCGGGGAGUACGCGGAUGUGGUGCGGUACAUGGAGGCGGCGCUGAGCAGUCAGGCCGAGGUGCGCAGCACCAGAGUCCGCUGCCGGCUGAGGUGCCAGGACCAGCAUCCGUUCGAUGACACCUUCUCUGAGCUGCGCUUCUUCGACGUGGUGCUGCACAGGGCGGCCUGCAUGAACCGCUGCAUCGAGGACAAACUUGGAGCACAGUCUCUGCACAAAGUCAGCGAGGAUGUGGCGCAGGACUUCCACAGGAGGAUCCCCUACAACUACCUCCAGCUGGCUUAUCAGAAGUUGAAGCAGCCUGAAAAGGCAGCAGCAGCAGCUCACACCUAUUUCCAGGCCAAUCCAGAACAUGUAGAAAUGGGUCCAAACCUGGAACAGUACAGAGACCAGCAGGACGUCCAGGAGGUCCACUUUGUCGACCAGGAGGCUCGACCACACCAGCACUCAUUCACAGAAGCAGUGAAGCUGUAUGACGUCGGUGACUACGAGGGCGCCAUCGUUCUGUUCGAGGAGGCGCUGGUGGAGUACUACACAGCUGACGUGGAGUGUCGGGCCCUCUGUCAAGGACCACAGAAGUUUGAGGGCCACGACCAUGUCCAGUACCGUUACAGUCUUCAUGAACUCAUAUCAGAUCACUUCACUCAGGUGCUGCACUGUGAACACGAGUGUGUCCGAGAUCUGGCCACUCGUCCGGGCCGCCUCUCCACCAUGGAGAACUACCUGCCGCUUCACUACGAUUACCUUCAGUUUGCCUACUUCCAGGUGGACAUGCUGCAGGAGGCGCUAGAGUGUGCACUGACGUACCUUCUGUUCCACAAAGAAGAAGAGUUCAUGACAGACAAUGUGGAUUACUACAGAGAGGUGCUGGGACGUGACGGCAGUCCACGGGAGAAAGCAGACUGGUACCUGCGCAGACACAAACAGGAGCAGCAGCUGCUGUUGGCGGGCAGUGAAGUCAUGGGAGUGACCUAUACUGAAGGGAAUUACUGGAGCAGCACAGGCGGAAGAAAUGACACCAGGAUUCCCUCUGGCACAGAUGGCUGGAUGGAGUACGUUCCUAUUUCAGACAAGCGGGACGUCAGUGUUGUUGUUCCGCAGAAAGUCAAAGAAGGUAAAUCUCCCCGCUGGUCUGAGUGGGAGUCAGACUGGAAAGGCGGCCCCUUGUUGUACGACGGCGUGCAGCUGGUGCAGACCUCUGCAGACUUAAACGGGACACAGCGAGUGCUGCUGGAUCACGUUAUAUCUGAGGAUGAAUGUGCAGAGCUCAGACAGCUGGCGCAUGUCGUUACCAUGGGAGGAGACGGCUACAGGGGGAGGAUGUCUCCACACACGCCCAAUGAGAAAUUUGAAGGAGCCACUGUGCUUAAAACCCUGCAGUACGGCUACGAAGGUAGAGUGCCGAUGAAGAGCGCUCGUCUCUUCUAUCACGUCAGCGAGCGAGCCAGACGCAUCGUGGAGUCCUACUUCCUCCUCAACUCCACCCUGCACUUCUCCUACACACACCUCGUGUGCCGCACAGCCAUCAUAGGUCAACAAGAUCACAGGAACGACCUGAGCCAUCCCAUCCACGCAGACAACUGUCUGCUGGACCCUGAUGCCAAUGAGUGUUGGAAGGAGCCUCCAGCGUACACCUACAGAGACUACAGUGCACUGUUGUAUCUGAACGGAGACUUUGAAGGUGGGGAGUUCAUAUUCACAGAAAUGGAUGCCAAAACAGUCACAGCAUCAGUGAAGCCCAGGUGUGGUAGAUUGGUGGGGUUCUCCUCCGGAGGUGAGAACCCACACGGGGUAAAAGCCAUCACCAGUGGGCAGAGGUGUGCUGUGGCUUUGUGGUUCACCCUGGAUCCGCUCUACAGAGAACUGGAAAGACUCCAGGCAGACGAGGUGAUCCAAGCACUGGACACGCAGCCUGUGUGGGGUCACGGCCUCAGCAUAAACCCUAAAGAUGAACUGUAGAGGCAGGAAAAAAAGUACCCUUAAAUAUAUUCUACAUAAUUUAACUAUUUAUUGAAUGACUUUGGAUCAGAACAAUUUUGUGUUUGUACUGUUUAAGGUGCAAGGUCAAUAAUAAUAUUAUCAGUUUCGUGUCGUCAUUUAAUUCCUUUGUCUUCGCUCUGCAUAAAAAUACUUGAGUUGACCUGUAGAGAAUUGACGUUUCUUCUCUGCAGGAGACUCGAGUUGAGACGACAUGGGAAAUAUUUUGUCGUGAUUUAGUUUUGACUGGUUUGCAGACUGCUGGUUUUGACUAUGGCUCAAAACUGUAGUUUCCCUGAACUGUGAAGAAGACAAUGAGAGGUUUGGUAGCUGUUUGUGUUCUUAUUAUGAACACUGACUGGUAAAACACUAUGUACAGGUGUUAAAACGAUAUACUUCAGAAAUAAUAUCAAAUUGUUGUUAAGGGUACUGUUAAAUACAAGUAUAUAUUUUUCCUGUUCCAGUGAUAAUUGAAAAGUACACAGUGCACUGUUCUUUUUUUAUUUGGGUGUUUAAAUCUCCAUUAGUACAGUAAAAAAUAACAGAUGUUUUUAUUUUUGUUGAAUAUUUAAUGCACUCUGUCCUCUGUGUGUCAUGUCUGAAACUGAAAAUGUCCCCUGCACUAGUUUAGCACACCCCCACAUCCCCCUUCCUCCCCUUCCUCCUCCCACUCCUGCUCCCCCUGCUCCUCGUCCUCCUCCACUUCUCUGGCACACAGAGCAAAGUACAGGUUUACAUGUUUUCUGACAUUAAGACGUGUAUUUGUGUAUGUUAUAUGUUUAACGUUUUAUUUAUUUCUUGGUUUAAUACACGGCUGCUGUUGUCGUCAUUCAAUAUGAAAAAGUUAGUUUUUUCAUAAAAGAUGAAAAAUCGUUCCUGUUUCAAGGAAUAAAUAUUUGUCAGGUCUGCUAUGUCUUUAUAUUUGUGUUGCUGUUACAGAUAAUAGACCGAGUCGUGCACUGUAAAUCCAGUUUAAAGAAACACACAAAGGGUAGCAUUUUUUUUCUUUUCCUUUUUUGUUUAUUUUUCAAACCAUAAACUGUCCUUUUGAAUCACAGGUGAAUUUUAAAAUGCUCUGGUACAGAAAAUAUACGUGUCUGUAGAUUAAAGAAUUAUAUUCACCAUC
Messenger RNA from Cynoglossus semilaevis (tongue sole), 3676 nucleotides. It is a transcript of the gene p3h2, whose product is annotated as prolyl 3-hydroxylase 2. Gene Ontology annotation, biological process: collagen metabolic process. Lineage: Eukaryota; Metazoa; Chordata; Actinopteri; Pleuronectiformes; Cynoglossidae. Gene Ontology annotation, cellular component: endoplasmic reticulum. The transcript has 15 exons. Gene Ontology annotation, molecular function: iron ion binding; protein binding; L-ascorbic acid binding. The record is from RefSeq and is a predicted model, not a curated record. The coding region runs from base 424 to 2532 and encodes 702 amino acids.